CUCUUUUCUUUAUGCAGCUGUAAUGAUUACAUCACUAAUAAUGUCAUCGUGUUUGGCGGCAUCUUCCUGUCCUGAUGGUUAUCGAAAAGAUGAAACUGGACAUUGUCAAGAUAUCAAUGAGUGUUUAGAAGGAGGCAGGAAACAGUGUGGUCAGCUAUGCACCAACACACUUGGAGCAUUUCAGUGUUCCUGUUUGGGAGGUUAUACACUAGAGGCAGACAGAUGGUCAUGUUUUGUACAAGAACCCACACCAUCCAUUAUGUUCAGUCAUGGCAUGGACAUUUCUCAAAUGGAUGAGGGAGGCACAAAUCUUCUGCCUAUUCUACAGAAUGUUGGCACAGUCCACUCCUUUGAUUACAAUAUCAUGCAUGAGCGGAUUUACUUUAUCGACUCAACAAGAAACUUAAUUGGCUGGGCACCGUUAACGGGAGGAGCUGAUCAGAUUCUCAUUUCUAGUGGUGUUGGGAUCUUGGAGAGUGUAGCCGUUGACUGGAUCAACCUCCGUAUAUACUGGUCAGACUCUCUUUUCAAGCGAGUUGAAAGCUGCAGCAUUUAUGGAACCGACCGAAGGAUCAUCUUGGAAACGGGACCCCGGACACCAACUGCCAUUGUCCUUGAUCCAAUGGAAGGGUAUAUAUUCAUCAGCACCAUAGGUCGUCGGCAGAGGAUCCAGCGGGGGACGCUGGACGGCACGCGGCAAAAAACCAUCAUCAAAUCAGGGGUCAGCAACAUCAAGAGCUUUGUCCUGGACUAUGUGGACAAGAGAUUGUUCUGGCUGGACAAUGGCACUGGGAUGAUUGAAUCAAGCUACUAUGACGGCAGUGAGAGGGAGACAGUCACAGCAGGCUUGAACUCGGACUGCUAUGGCCUGUCCCUCUUUGUCGACCACAUCUACUGGACGCGACUGACGGACCAGACCAUCAGUCGUGCCAACAAGUAUACGGGCCAUGACAUGGUGGUCAUCACCACUACGUACCUAGACUCCAACCCGAGAAGUAUCCAUGUUGUUCACCCUUUCAAGCAGCCCCCUCAGAGUCCCACAGCUCGGGUGAAUUGCACAACCCAUGAUGACUGCCCCAUCGACAUCGGAGAGGGCCAGCCUCCCCCGGCUCCACAACCCUUCCUGGUCUUCACAAACCGACACGACAUCCAGCGCAUCAAUUUUGACGGAACAGACUACAUGCAGGUGGCCUUCGGAAAUAUGGAAAAUCUUGUCGACCUGGACUAUGAUCCCGCCGACAAGAUGGUCUAUUUUGCAGAUGCGGGAAAGAAGACAAUUGAGCAUGUAGGAAUGGAUGGUCAGAAUAGAGGGGUCGUCUGUGAGGGGCUGGGUACGGUUAACGGAAUAGCCCUAGAUUGGUUGCGGGGAAGACUGUAUUGGACAGAUUCAGAAGAAGGCCACAUUGCCUCAUGCAGCAUUCAUGCCUGCAUUCCUGAAGUCAUUGUAGAUACUGGACUUCAAAUUCCAAGUGGGAUAGCUGUUCAUCCUUCUUUAAAUCUGAUAUAUUGGACUGAUGUUGGAAACCCAGCCAAAAUAGAGGCCAUUCGCCAUGAUGGGAGGCAUCGAGCUACCAUAGCAACCAGUAACCUAACCAUGCCCACUGGCAUCACUAUCGACUAUAAGAACCAAAAACUCUUGUGGAUUGACAGUGCCAGAAAAGUGAUUGAGAUAUCCAACCUGGAUGGGACAGAGCGCAGCAUUAUCACAGGCAAUCAGUUGGGCCAGCCCUUUGGCAUCUCAGAGUUUCAGGAUUAUGUCUGGUUCACGGAGUGGGAGGAGGACAUGAUUGUCAGGGUUGACAAGUCAACGGGCGGUGGGCGGGUCAGGCUGAGAGGCAGCAUGCAGAGACCUACAGGGGUGCAGGUGGUACACCCUAGCCGGAGGGUUAUUUCAAGUAUCAAUCCUUGCUCAGUGUUCAACGGAGGGUGCGAGCAGAUCUGCAUUCAGGCACACAUCAAUCAGGUCGUCUGUGCAUGCAAUAACGGGCACAGGUUACGAAAUGAUGGUGCUACUUGUAACCUUGAUGAAUGUUACACUGGCAAGCACAACUGUAGCGUCAACGCAUUCUGUGAGGACACAGACCCGAGCUUCUACUGUCGGUGCAAGCCGGGAUUUAAUGGCAAUGGAUAUACCUGCAUAGCCCCAACAACGCCUAGAUCAGAGUUGAUAGCCCCGCCCCAAAUCACCUACCCUCUGCCGACUACAACCACCAAGAGCUCCACAACCAGCCAGUCCUUCACCAUGAUGGCUAGCAACACCCGACAUUGGCACCACCCUUCCUUGACCACUGCAAGGAGCACCACAGCCUCUCGCUCUACCUUGCCGCCUGACCAGCAUAUACCAGUAUCCUCCCACCAUAGCCUGACUCAAAGCAGCAGUAGCGGCAGGGAUGAAACUGUUGAAGGUGCAGCCACGGUAACCUCGUACCCAGAUGACGUGAUUGGUGGGCAGCGCACCACCCCAGAUAUGUCCCAUUUUGGGCAAUGCGGGCCGGAGUACCGCUACUAUUGUGUAAAUGGCGGAGUCUGUCGUUGGCUCAUCAAUAUCAAGAAACCGUCCUGCAGCUGUUUGUCCGGCUAUGCUGGUGAGCGUUGCUUGUUAGUCAAACCCAUCAUUCCAGCCAGUGGGAUGAGUGGUGCUAUGGUAGCGGCUGUCUCCGUAGGAAUACUUGUUCCCAUCUUUCUCAUCAUUGUUGGUAUUGCUUGCCUCAUCCACAGGAAGAGAUCCAAGAUACCUAAUGCUACUCUCCACACAGAGAUCAUUAACAUGCAGUCUCAGGACAGACUCAACUACCAACAAGGGUUAGACAGACCCCAGAAUAAUAGCACUGCCACAGACUGUCGUACAACUCCCCCCUCACCAGUUGCAACUACGAAGUUGAUAUCCUCGUCAGAGAGGCUAACCAUUCCCUCAGCCAGUGCAACCCUCCCACUCUAUCAGUCCUGUAAGAGGAAAGCUCCCACCUACCCUGCAGAGACUGAGCGCUACAUGGAGCCUGCCCACAUUCCCACUCUGCGACGAGUGGGGACUUCCGGUUAUCAGACCCCAAGGAAAGGGGCUCCAGUUAUCAUGCCCAAGCCCACCUUCAAGUUGGCUGGAGGCGUGGCAGCCCAUGCCUUGCUGCAUCGCAAGCUGUCCAUAGAACAGGAGCAGCUACAGAUGGGCCAGGACUUUGUGGACAUUGAUGGUGACUCCAAAGCCAUUCCCACUGUCCUAACCCUAACCGCGCCCAACACUGACGAGUAUGACAGAGUGGUGGGAACGAGGCGGGCGUGGCCAGACAACUUUUAUAUGAACACACCCAAACUUAUUCCUAAGAAUUCCAAGUGAGUAAAAGGACAGUUGGGCAUCAAGCAGCCAGAUAACUUACAUGUAUUAAAAAAGGGAAAAUGCUAGUUGAUAAGAAUGAUCAGACCUAUGAAAAGUGUCACUAGAGGGACUGAAUAACAACAGUUUGACAGGUUUUGAUGUUCCUAGCAUUCAAGGUAGCUGACAAAUUUAUUUUUAUAUGAGAUAUUUGACUUUCUGCGUGUUGUAUAGUAACUGGUAAAUAUCUGGUAGAAUGAUGUUAAUAACCAGGUUUGCCCGAGUUAUUCUGUAAUCCAGUGUUCUAAAAAGUGCCUUUGUUGAGAAAUGUUCAUAUACAUGUUAUAAUGGUGUUUGAUAUGGGACCAUUUUCUUUAAAUAAGAACAUAUAUUUAUGUUAUGAUGCUAGCCAAGUAGUUUUGCUUUAAUUUGUCUUUGGAAGUUUAUUGGAAAGGAGAAUAACAUUUUGAAGAAUCUAGUAAAGUUGUGUGCAAGGAAUAUCCAGCAUUAUAGUUCUGUCACUGUUGUGCCUGAAAAAGCUAGCAUAAUCACAGUUUCAAUCUUUCGC
This is a messenger RNA of Patiria miniata (bat star), 3875 nucleotides long. Its product is annotated as low-density lipoprotein receptor-related protein 4-like. The transcript is spliced from 16 exons. The coding region runs from base 23 to 3331 and encodes 1102 amino acids. Lineage: Eukaryota; Metazoa; Echinodermata; Asteroidea; Valvatida; Asterinidae. Gene Ontology annotation, molecular function: calcium ion binding. The record is from RefSeq and is a predicted model, not a curated record.